GCGGUCAGAGGAGGGAGUAUCCUGCUUAAAAUGAAAGGACUAAUAUUCUGUGUUUUCGCUGCUUUAAUGCUCACACCUGCUAAAGGUGAAGAGGAGGAGCCUGUAGAGCAGCUCUUGGAUUCAGUAGGCUUGGAGCAUGAAGAAGUUCUGCAAUGUUUUCAUUGCGAGCUCGGCUUCUGGGAUGCCUGCUACACCACGGAGACAAACUGCAGCCACAAGGAGGUCUGCUUCACUGGCCGAGGGAAGGCAGCGGACACUCUGGACGUUAAGACUCUGGGUUGUACGAAGGCGGAGGAGUGCGGUGUGGAGUCGACAGUGGAGCUCUUCUCGAACAAAACAUUCUUUAUCAUGACCAAACACUGCUGCGACACUCAUUUCUGCAACUCAGCACAUAAACUUCCCAUCAACACACUUUUUCAUGUCAUCGUAGCUCUUCUAACCACCUGGCAUCUGUCUGAUUGUUCAGCGGGAUCCCAAUGAAAGAGCUGCAUUUAUAUUUAUGCUGUCAGAACAGAAAAGAAAGGACUAUGUGAAGCCAUGCUGAAAGAACUUUGACCAUAUGGUGAAGAGAAUUACCAGGUUACUGUUUUCUUAUGCAGUUCAGAAGAUGACUUAAUUAGAAUCCACAAAUUAGAUAAUUAGAGCAUAAACAUCAGCAUAGAGAUAUUUAAUCCAACCAAUCUGUUUUUUUUCUGUUUGAC
Molecule: messenger RNA, 701 nt
Organism: Notolabrus celidotus (New Zealand spotty)
Lineage: Eukaryota; Metazoa; Chordata; Actinopteri; Labriformes; Labridae
Product: sperm acrosome membrane-associated protein 4-like
Exons: 3
Coding region: 31-480 (149 amino acids)
Source: RefSeq, a predicted model, not a curated record